This is a messenger RNA of Acanthosepion pharaonis, 660 nucleotides long. NCBI's taxonomy places the organism in Eukaryota, Metazoa, Mollusca, Cephalopoda, Sepiida, Sepiidae. The record is from the annotation of a GenBank genome assembly.
AUGUUUGUCUUUCUUUCCUUUUCCUCUAAACGUAAUAUUUUUUAUCUAUCUAUCUAUCUAUCUAUCUAUCUAUCUAUCUAUCUAUCUAUCUCAUUGAAAAAUAAUAUUCUUUUCAUGUUUUUUUCGGAUUAUUCGUCUUUUUGCUUCUUUUUUCUUUUGUCAAUUAUACCUAUAUUAUUUCCUUCCUUCCUUCCUUCCUUCCUUCCUUCCUUCCUUUCUUUCUUUCUUUCUUUCUUUCUUUCUUUCUUGCUUCAUCUCUUCCUGCCUUCCUCAAGUUCUUGCCUCUCUUGCUUUCAUCAUUCUGGUUCAAAAGUAAUUAUCUUGAUUUUUCCCUCAUUUCUAUCCAUUUUGAGUUUGCCAGUCUUUUUUUUCCCUUCUUUCUUUCUUUUUCCUUUGUACACUAUUUCUACUUUCUGUCCUUGUCUCCUUCUUUCUUUUAUGUCUGCUUUCUUUAUUUCCAACCACUUUCCUCUAUUUCAUCUUUGUCUCUUUCCUUUGUUGCUUCACAUUUUGCCUCAGUCAAUAUAUGAUUUGUUUUUCUUUCUGUCUUCCUUCCCUCCUUUCUUUCUUCUUUCCUUUUUCUUCUUUCUUUCCUUCUUUCUUUCUUUCUUUUUUCCAUCUUUCUUUCUUUCUCUCUUUCUUUCUUUCUUUCUUUCUUAA